Molecule: messenger RNA, 1769 nt
Organism: Pocillopora verrucosa
Lineage: Eukaryota; Metazoa; Cnidaria; Anthozoa; Scleractinia; Pocilloporidae
Product: poly(A)-specific ribonuclease PNLDC1
Biological process (GO): nuclear-transcribed mRNA poly(A) tail shortening
Cellular component (GO): endoplasmic reticulum; cytoplasm
Molecular function (GO): poly(A)-specific ribonuclease activity; RNA binding
Source: RefSeq, a predicted model, not a curated record
CCUGCUGGUUGGUUGAUAAUGGUAGACGUUGUGAGGGACAAUUUUGAGGAUCUUUUUCCAGAGAUCAAAGAAGCGAUCGAGCAAAGCGCUUUCGUAGCUAUUGAUACAGAGUUCACAGGCCUCUAUACCACUGAUGGUUCUCAGCCAAGCUUGUUUGAUGGUCCUGAAACACGAUACAAAAAAUUGAAGAAAACUGCUUCACAGUUUCUGAUCAGCCAGUUUGGAUUAACUGCCUUUGUUCAGUCCAAAGAUGAUUCCAACAGAUAUGUUGCACAUACAUAUAAUUUCUCUUUAUUUCCAAAUUCAUUUGGACCUUUAGAUGUCAGAUUUCUUUGUCAGGCAUCAAGUCUGGAAUUCUUGUGUCAGCAUAACUUUGACUUCAAUAAGUUUAUUUAUAAUGGAGUUUCCUUCUUAAAUAAUGACCAGUUGUUGCUAGUACAAAAGUUCCACAAAAAUCACAAUCUUUAUGAAAGUUUCCAGUCACAAACCCUAAGGAUCAUAGAUGACAAUGUUCUGACUGGAUACUGUGCAAGGCUGGAGGACUGGAUCUUGACAGCACAGGCUGGAGAUGAAAUUGAAUUUAACCUUGGCAGUUAUCAAGCUCAGUAUCUUCUUCUGGAGGAAAUAAGAACAAGAUUUAUCAAUGUCCACUGCACAAUCAAGAGGCAGUAUAAGAUGCUAAUUACAAAACUACCCAUAACAAACCUUGAGUCUGAUGGAGAGAGAAACACAGAUCUAAUUUCUCAAGAACAAGAAAAAAUCUUGAAUGCAUUGUUGGGGUUUUCCAAAGUUUUCCAAGUUCUAACAUCAUGUAAAAAGCCUAUUGUAGGACACAACGUUUUAACGGACUUGCUGCUAGCAUAUGAGAAUUUUUAUGAACAUUUGCCAGAGAGUUUUAAAGAUUUUAAACUGAAACUUCACAAAAUUUUUCCAGUGGUUUAUGACACAAAAUUGGUUGCCUUUGAAAUUAGUAGGAAUCCGGUCUUUUCACACUGUAACUUUUUUGAUGACACAAACUUAGAAAACCUUCACAAUUCGCUGUCAAGUAGUGACGCACAGUACUUUGCCCUUUUCGCACCCUCUGUGGUAUUUUCCGAAAAAUGUUACAGAUACCUCGACGAGAAAAUGCCUCAUGAAGCUGGGUAUGACUCAUUCCUCUCCGGUUUUGUUUUUCUUCGGAUGGCACAUAUGCUGGCAUAUAUGGGAUCAAGAAGGUCUCCCGAAGGACCGUUACCAUUUUCAAAAUUCCUUCGCGUGUUAAAGCCGUACGAGAAUCUAUUACAUUUGAGCAGAGCACAAGUACAAUAUGUGAACUUAGCUGGUGCGGACACACCCUCUAUUCGACCUCAAUGGCUUUACGUUACCUCCAAAGAAAAAACCAAGCCACUAAUUGCCAGGACAUUGGCUCAGGAAUUUGCACACUUUAGUUCCGUGGACGUCAAAAUUUUAGACUUGCAACACGCACUAGUAGCUGUCCCUCAUCGUAGAAAAGCAAGAGAGGUCUUGCGUACAUUUCGACACCACAAAACGCUCAGUGUAAGGCAGUACCACCCACUUUUAGAUUCACCUGAGAUGAAGGUGGCUCUGUGGUGUGGCGGAACUGCUGUGAUCUUUUCGGCUGUUGCGGUGUUUCUGUGGAAAUCGUGGACAUAGUUAAUUUAUUUUACCAGUCAGAAACAAGUUAUCACUGAAAUUCUGUUAAUUUGGUCUGUUUCUUUUUUAUUUUAUUCUAAUGUAAAGUAAAUAAAUUGCGGACACAGCUAAUAAAA